AAAGUUCAUCUGUAUUUUCAAGAGAAGCAGUGUUUUCCCUUCCAACAUGAUGUAGUCAAGCAAAACUGGCCCAAAACUCCUGUUGCAAAAUACAUUUGAAUUCAUACAAGCGUGUUGUUGGACUGCAUAAUGCUGUAUAUUCAAUAUGUAUAAAUGUAAAACUUGUAGCUAUGCUAAAGUUAAUGCAAUUCUGAUAUAACCACUGUAAAUAACAGCAUAUGCAGCUCUCGUGGUAGAGGUUUAGUAUGCAUGUAAAACAUAAGCUACAUAAAAUGAGUGGUGGCUGUUGCAGACACUGCUACAUUUGCAACUAAAAGGUUUGACAGUUGUUGCAAUAAGGUCACAUAUUUCUGAAUGAAAACAUAUUUUAAAUGCAACUAUAGUUGUAUGUUCUUAGCUGUAGAGGAAAAUGCGAUUUGGGCAGUUGCCAAAGUUCAACUAUGGCUUGGAACAGGCGACAGUAGCUGUAAACUGAAAUAUUUAGUAUUCAAAAUGUCACUAAAAGUAGCCUCAACCCACGUUUGUUUAUGGUUUAAGGUCUGCCAAAAUAUUUAUUAAAAUCACGUUAUGUGUAACAUUUUGGUCUAAGUUGAUCAUCAGCCGUUUAUUUUCGUUGAGCGGCUACACUCGUUUAAGGUAAAUUGAAUUCCACGGGCGCCUAUUCCUCCUCCCGUGCAGCAGUUGGACCAGGUUCCAUACAGGUUUACCUGGAGCCGCUCGCGCGCCGCCUGACGUGUGGUGCGGCUCUCAGUGCGCGCUCUGUGGGGGAGGGGGCUCUACAAACACGCCAGGCAGGAAGCGACCUGCCUGGUUACGUUUGGGCGUCAAGACGCGAAAGCCCCCCGCGGUGCUGGGGCUGCUUGCGUGGGGCACGCAAUGAAAUAUUCCGAAGAAUUACGAAUUCACGAGGAAACACCAGAGAAUACCCCCCCCACACACAGAACAAGAGCGACCCCCACCCCUCAACAAACCGAGGUCAAAGUUCACAGGAAGCUGGGGGGCUGCCAUUUUUUCCCUGCUGCUACUGCUAACGUUUAACGUUAGAUGCUAAACCGACGGGGAGGGGCGCCUGGUUUUGGGUUUUGUAGCUAGCUGGUAACAACACGCCGACAUCGUUGCACAAAAUACGACAUUCCUCCGAUCGUCGUCGCUCACAACCAGUGUUACUUGGAUGAAUUCGGCAUGGAGAAAGUAGCGGAGCCGUCUUGGACUUCUUCGUACACCUACCAGGUGAGCAAGCACAGUGCGGAGAUGCUACACAACCUCAACGUUCAGAGGAAAGAUGGAGGCAGGUUCUGCGAUGUUGUCCUGCGCGUCGGCGAGGAGAGCUUCCCUGCCCACAAGGCAGUGUUAGCCGCGUGCAGCGAGUAUUUCGAGUCGGUCUUCGGCCGCCAGACGGAGGACGACGGCGACGCCAAGGAGCUGGAGAUGCACACGAUCAGCCCGAAAGUUUUUAAAGACAUCCUGGACUUCGCCUACACCUCCAGGAUCGUGGUGCGGCUGGAGUGCUUCCCGGAGUUGAUGACAGCUGCCAAGUUCCUGUUGAUGCGGUCCGUCAUCGAGAUCUGCCAGGAGGUGAUCAAACAGUCCAACGUCCAGAUCCUCGUCCCGACCUGCCGGGGAGGAGACGCCAGCCUCUUCCAGGCCACGGCGGCCACGGAGCUCGGCUUCCCCGUGGCGCAGCAGGAGCUGGUGAACGGAACGGGGAUGCUGGUGAACGGCCAGAGCUUUGUGAACAAUGCCCAGAUGCAUGUGGAGGCGAGCGGAGAAGCCGCCGCCGUGUUACUGGAGGACGGCGGCGGGUCCUCGGUGCCGAUGCUGGAGCCCGUGGAGCGGCUGUCGGUCUCCCCGUCGACGGAAAUAACGGGCAACGCGUUUCAUCACGACGCUGGCUCCCCGGGGUCGAAGCGAGGAAGGGGGCGACCGAAGAAGGCGAGCGGACCAGUGGAAGCCGGACACUUUAACCACAGCACCGACAAGGACAACGGGCUGUUUCCUUGCGGGACGUGCGGGAAAGCGUUCACGGAAGCCUCGCGCCUGAAGAACCACGAAGCGCAGCACGGAGCCUCCGCCGGCGGCGCGCACGGCGUGGGUGACAGCCUGUCGCCGGCCGCUGCCAUGUCCCUUGUGUCUCAGCCGGGCCUGGUGGAGAACGGCGUGCUGCUGCACGGGGGGCUGCCGCUGGACAACGGCCGCAAGAGGGAGCGGACCCGGCGGCACGUCGGCUGUGACAUCUGCGGGAAGGUGUUCCGCGACGUCUACCACCUGAACAGACACAAGCUCUCCCACUCCGGGGAGAAGCCGUACGCGUGCCCGGUGUGCGGGCUCCGGUUCAAACGCAAGGACAGGAUGUCGUACCACGUGCGCUCCCACGACGGCUCUGUUGGCAAACCGUACGUGUGCCAAAGUUGUGGUAAAGGCUUCUCGAGACCAGACCACCUGAAUGGGCAUAUCAAACAAGUUCACACAACAGAGAGACCCCACAAGUGCCAGAUUUGUAAUGCCUCUUUUGCCACGAGAGAUCGCCUGCGUUCACACCUUGCAUGCCAUGAGGACAAAAUCCCCUGCAAAGUUUGUGGCAAGUUUCUACGAGCUGCCUACAUGACGGACCACCUCAAGAAACACAGUGAAGGGACGCAUAACUAUUGUGGCAUUUGCAACAAAGGUUUCUCCACUGCAUCCUACCUUAAGGUACAUAUAAAGACGCACCAUGGCUCUCCACUCCCCCCCUCAGCCACAAUGCACACCUUCCCUGAGCCAAGGGGGGAGCUGCAGAUGCACAACGGUACCCCUUACCACAUGGGACGCCAGUGCUCAGUGGAAGACCUGUGCGCCAGUCGCCAGCUGCUUCUCACCUCGUCUGAGGCAGAGGGUCGCUUUCAUGGGCUCUCUGGACACCCAGUUCUUCCCCAGCCUGGCCCUCCAGCCUUGGGCCUGCAGCCUGAGCUGCUCAUGGGGAAGCCAGGCGGGGGUCCAUAUUUCUGGGAGUGCCGCUCUGGCGGAGUGCCUGGCUUCCCCGUCCCUGGGCCUGUCGCAGAAGGGCGAGAAGAUGCUGAGAAAUGUCCUCACCUGGAAUCAGAGGAAUCCAACAGCGACGAGCUCAAAUCUCCACACAAACCUGACGGCCCGGAGCUUGAGAUGCCCUCUUUAGUCUGUAACGGAGCCUCUGCAGGGCCCAUGGGGUCCCCAGAGGGAUCCAAAGCCAAGACGGACCCCGAGAAGAAAUUUACUUGUGGCAUAUGCGGUCAGGCCUUCCGCACCAAGUCCUACCUCAACAAGCACCAGCACAGAGUUCACAAAGCCCACAAAAUCCAGGGGAUUUCAGGGUCUGGAUUGAGUGAUCUCGCCCCGCCCCUCACCUCUCCUUUCUCCCCUCAGCAAAACAUGUCUCUGCUUGAGUCCUUUGGCUUUCAGAUUGUCCAGUCGGCUUUCGCCUCCUCGUUAGUGGACGCUGAGGCAGGUCAAAGUGGAAUUGACUUUGGAGGGAAAUGACGUGUAUUUGUUCUUAUUGCUGGACGAAGCCAGGCUACAGAGGAUUCUCUGUAUUUGGGAAUAACCUUGCCUCAAGACUACUUUCUUUGUUUUUCUACUUUUUCAGAGUAUGAAAAGUGUGUGCAUGGUGUUUUAUUUUGUUUAAAAGAAAUGACAUGAAGGUUUCCUUGAUUUCAAGUGGAUCUGUUGAAGUUAUGCUUAGUAGGCUUUUGGUUUUUUGUGGCUUGUGUUUAUCUGAGCUUUAUUGGUUGCACAUGUUUGUGGCAUAAGGUUAUUUACAGCAUUUUUAAGACCGGUAAUUUGUUGUCUGGUUGCCCACCUUAACUGCGCUUUUGUACUUGAUAGGUCACCCCUUGGCCAUUACAACAAUUUAAUUGUAUUAGUCUUUGCUCCCCUAAAAGUCGUAAACGUCUUAACUUCAGAUCAACGAGCUGAGAUUUGUAUCCAGAUUGUUCUGGUUUGUAUUUUUCUUAAUGACAGGGAUUCGAUUGACCUUGGAGAGGAAUUGUUAGUAGUUUACUGCAUCCCUAUCAGGCUCAUGGCAUAUUUCAUUUACCGGUAAACAUUUGUACGAAAGGUAAGUUGAAAGGCUGCUGAGCAGCAUUGAUGGUUAACCGUAAUUCUCUGCAGUCCUGGACAACUAUCAGUUCACAAGCACUUUUUGAAAAUGUAUGAUUAAACAUUAAAUUAGAAUCCUUACAGCCUUUGCUGUAAGAUCAUUUGGCAGCAGAAAGGCUGGGAGAAAUCCUUUUUUCAUAUAGUCAACAUCAAGUGAAUAAUGAAUCUACCUCGUAGAAUAAAAUACCACCGUAAUGCUUCUGGCAGGGUUAAUUCCUCUACUAACAUGAUACAAUGUAGACAACAGCUACAGACAGUCUAAACAUACUUUCAGUCUCACUGGCAUUUAUUUAUUGUUGUCAUUAUUUUAGAAAAGCAUUUGUGGGGUAAUGAUGUACUCCUUCCUCUGUAUAAUUCUCAUCUAUUGGCAGCUUAUUUGGAUGUAAAAAAUGCCUUUGUUGUAUUUGGUUGUUUGUAACGUGUACAUUUUUUUUGCGAUUGAAGAGUGGAAAGGUGUUUCCUAACAUGAUCUGCAGUGAGACAUCUGCAGGGUUUAUUUAACAAGUCUGUGUUGUCUAGGGUCUCACGCGCGUGAUGAAAUAUGCCCUGAGCUUGUGGGGAACCAGCUUUGCACCCCCACAGUAACGGCAGUGUAUUGUUUGAUAGGUGUUCAAUCAGCUGUGUACAAGAAACAGGGACCAAGGUUGGGAGUAUUUUCAGUAUAUAUUUUGAGAAAUGUAGAUUAUAUUUUAUUAACUUAUUCAUGCCCAUGGUUUGGUGUACAGCUUCCUUGUUUUUUGUCAAAACAAAAAUCUUGUGAUUUGCUCCUUUUUGUUGACUGGUUAUUCUAAAUUAUGUUCAGUUGAAAUAUGUAUUUGUUAUGUGUGUGUUGUGUAACGGGUUGUGGUGUGAAGAAGAAUUCACACCUGGAUCCACCACCAUCAAAAAUCUUACUGUUAAAGGCUCCAGUAAUCCAGCAGUGCUUUUUUAUCACCCACAUAGCUCGCACCGCUCAUCACCCUGUCUGAGUUACUUGUGCUGUUUGUAGACCAUGUGUCUUGUGUUUGUACUAAAGGUUACUAAGUGAAGCCACGUGCAAUCAUAUGGAAGUAUCGUUGAAAUGUCUUUCAUCCAUAUCGUUGGUAUCAAGUGAUCCUUCUUUUAACAGUCCACUCUCAUCAAAUCUGUGCACAGUGGGAGCCUCACAUCCACGUUUCUGCUUUCUUUGUUAACCUGAACCUUUAUAUCGUGCUGAGCUGUUUUCUAAAUUGGUUUUCAAAACCCAAAGAUAUUUACUGUCAUAGCAACCUUCAUAUUUUAGACACUAAACUAGAGAAUGUUUUCGCUCAAUUAAUAACUGAAAUUAGUCCUUUUGUUAUAGAUACAUUUUUAGCCUAAUUGCUCCGGUCCAGAUCAGUGAAAAAUCCAAACAGACUUUUUUAAUAAUCAUGAUGCACAUAGUAAAGAAUAAAACUAGAUUAUUAAUGAAUUUAGCUCCAAAGCACCCAAUAUAACAUAAUUAUUAUCAUGUAGGCCUCCCUCAUGCCACACACCUGUUAUUAACAUGUUUUUGUUAAAAAUUGUAAUGUGAUGCAAAUCAGACUCAGUCCAACUGUGUGAGAGUGUGUGAGAGAAACCAUGAUGCGGUUAAAAACGGUGUCAUGUCUGUGUUUGUUCCCAUUCUGUCUUGUUCAAUAAUUAUUUGUGGGUAUGGUCUGUUAAUUUCAGUGCAUUCCUAUAUUAUUUAUGGCUUUAUUGUGAUUGUACCAAGUGUAUAUACCAUUCACAUACAUAUUCUAUAAAUAUAUAUAAAUAUAUAUGAACCAACCAAUAUGAUCGAUGUCUGUCAGUGGUGGUCCUGUAUAUAUUUAGAUUUUUUUUUCUUGUCCGUUUUGUGGAGCGAUGCUCGUCACGGCCUUGUUGACAGGAUGUGUAAACUGCAUGUUCUUGUCCGUGAGCGGAGCUGGAGGAUGAAUGUCGAUCACUGGUUGGUGGCAGCAUUAGCUCCGCUGUUCACUCUGCUCUGGUAGUGCUCACACUGCUAGCUGCACGACUCACAUCUGUGACCAAGUUGUUUCCUCCUAACCAUCCCCUCUGCACUAGCGUUUCCUCCUUCAAACGAUAAUAAGGGUUUCUUUGUUAUUAGUAUUUGAAAGUGGGAGAAUUAAAUACGAGCCUUUGUUUCAGCGGUUUCUUCAUUGGGAUGAAUGAUUAGUUUCACUCAUGCUGGUACUAAAUGUAAACAAUCUUUUCAUGGAUUAUUUAGGACUAAAUGUUUUGCUUUCUGCUUUUGGUCUGUUGCAAAGUGCCUUCCAAAUACUGAUUGUGCACAGCAGUGGAUUAAAAAAGGUCCUCUUUUCUAAAGCUAAGAAAUGUACAGAGUGAGCUACAUUGACACUUUUGUAUAAAAAACACACAGAAAAUGUACAAUAUAUUACCUUGGUAUUUUAUCAUCAUACUCAACAAGACAAGCUCUUAAAACAUGUGAGCUACAUGUUUUGUUAUGACGUCUUUGGACACAUUUCAAUAUAAGCAUACUUUUCUAUAGAUAUUUGUUUUUGUACUCUGUUAUUGAGCCUCAUCUCUUUUGUUGGUACAGAGAUGAGCAUCAAAUAAACUGCAGUUGAAAAAGCUAAUAA
This is a messenger RNA of Betta splendens (Siamese fighting fish), 6689 nucleotides long. It is a transcript of the gene patz1, whose product is annotated as POZ/BTB and AT hook containing zinc finger 1. Gene Ontology annotation, biological process: negative regulation of transcription by RNA polymerase II; regulation of cytokine production; regulation of immune system process. Gene Ontology annotation, cellular component: nucleus. The coding region runs from base 1183 to 3492 and encodes 769 amino acids. The transcript has 6 exons. Lineage: Eukaryota; Metazoa; Chordata; Actinopteri; Anabantiformes; Osphronemidae. Gene Ontology annotation, molecular function: RNA polymerase II cis-regulatory region sequence-specific DNA binding; protein binding; DNA-binding transcription factor activity, RNA polymerase II-specific. The record is from RefSeq and is a predicted model, not a curated record.